Messenger RNA from Scatophagus argus, 5660 nucleotides. RefSeq names its product endoplasmic reticulum to nucleus signaling 2 (gene ern2). NCBI's taxonomy places the organism in Eukaryota, Metazoa, Chordata, Actinopteri, Scatophagidae. Gene Ontology annotation, molecular function: protein serine/threonine kinase activity; RNA endonuclease activity; ATP binding. The record is from RefSeq and is a predicted model, not a curated record. The coding region runs from base 1487 to 4465 and encodes 992 amino acids. Gene Ontology annotation, biological process: mRNA processing; protein phosphorylation; intrinsic apoptotic signaling pathway in response to endoplasmic reticulum stress. Gene Ontology annotation, cellular component: IRE1-TRAF2-ASK1 complex. The transcript is spliced from 24 exons.
UCCACCACCCACUGAAACUUAUCAUGAUCUUCUACCACCAAGCACCCUUCACCAUCUACCACCACCGAGCACCUUUCACCAUCUACCACCACCGAGCACCCUAUACCAUUCACCACCAACCAUCCACCACCCACCGACACUCAUGAUCCACCACAAGAUUUUUCGUCCUUCAACCCUUUUAAUAGGAUGGUAAGGUCCCAUCUAUCCUUUCAGGUGUGAACAUGUUUAAUUCGUCACACAAUAACCUAUUUAUUUGGCAUGUUUUCCAUUUGGCCGUUUGGCAUAUUCAUCUGCCGGUAACAAUGCAUGACAUUGGCCAGCAGCCACAUAUGCCGGCUAAGGUCAUUCUGUGCUUUACUUCCAGCUUUAGCCUGUUCCCUUUAAAGGUAUGCCCCCAUCUUCCAAAAAUUACCCAUCAUUAUAACACUUGGGAUAAUUUCUCAGAGUAUCUAUUCAAAAAAUAGCCAACAUUUCAACCUGCCGGCUGUCGUGGGGCCGCCAACACCACUGCUAGCCAAUACUUGGCUGCAUUCUCUGCUCCAUGUGGAAAGUGGGAAACGUUGAAUUGUGGCUGUUGCACUGUUGCUGCACUGUCAGGCAUAGUUUAUGGCUCUUCUACCGCGAUUGGUACCAAGUUCAGUUUAAAACGGCUUCCUAAACAGAACCUUAUCAACUGUGUCAGUUAUUCCACUGCCCAUAAUGUGAAUAUGGUGUAGAAACUGUGGGAUCUAUUUCACAGCACCUAGUCCCUGAAGGCAACGUGAUGGAACCUUCUUUGUUAUGCUGUCACUCAUGAUUGCACGCCCCUCUCAGCUGAUGCAACGCUUCCUCCACUUGUUUCUAGUUCGAGUACAAUGUUGUACUUUCCAAAUUCAAAAUCAAAAUUUCAACUUUCAACUUCAAAUCUUUCUUCUCAAAGUACCUCAGAAAGAGCAGUCCUUGAUAUAAAAGCACUUUCGAUCACUGAUGUGGCUGUGCAUAUGUGUUCGAAUGUGGGGAGUGAACGGAAACUGAGAGAAUAGCAGACAAUGACGCCACCUCCACUACUUUCUAUUGCACAAAAAGCAGCUCUUGUUGCGUUCACAACCGUCCUGCUGUCUCUUUCCGCGUGUUCCAGCUGUUUCGACAGCUCCUCCCCUUCUCUCCCACAUCCAUGCGCCUACUGGCUGAGUCUCCAGUCACUCAGCACGGAGAGGGGAGGGGCCCCGCCCACUUUCCUGUUUGACAGUUCGGCCCUGACGUCACCGGUUCCGUCCCAACACGGAAAUGUGGGACCGAGACCAUAAAGGUUGCUGUUGUUGUGGAUUUAAAGCGGUACUACUAUCUUAGAUUUCACCGUGUUCAGUCCGCUGUCGGCGCGGAUUUCGCUUUGUUAAACGGCCGGUGCUAACUUUUCUGACAGAUGGACGCCCGCGCUGGAAAUGAAGAGAGAGUUCGACCUCUGUUGUUAGUUCAAUAGCUUUUAGUCGUCCGUUUGUUUCGAGCCAUGAGAGAAAGGGGUUCGCGGGUCAUGGGGUCUCUGGGGCGCCUGCUGCUGUUUCUUCUCCUGCUGUCCUGGGAAGGCAAACUAUUUCAGGUUGCAGGGGUCAGAUCUGUCACCCUCCCAGAAUCCCUCCUGUUCGUCUCAACGCUGGAUGGUAGUCUGCAUGCUGUCUCCAAACAGUCUGGAGACAUCAAGUGGACCCUAAGAGAAGACCCCAUCAUUCAAGUGCCCGUGUACCUCACAGAGCCAGGUUUUCUACCCGACCCCAACGAUGGCAGUUUGUACGUCCUGGGCGGCAAGCACAAGGAGGGCCUCAUGAAACUGCCGUUCACCAUCCCAGAGCUGGUUCAGUCAGCUCCCUGCAGGAGCUCUGAUGGUAUCCUCUAUACAGGUAAAAAGCAGGAUGUGUGGUUCGUGGUGGAUCCUGAGACAGGUGAGAAGCAAACCAGUUUAACCACCUCCUCCUCUGAAUCCAUCUGCCCCAACACUCCUCUCCUCUAUAUUGGACGCACAGAAUACAUGGUUACCAUGUUUGACACAAAGACACAAGAGCUGCGAUGGAACGCAACCUAUAAUGAUUACUCUGCCCCGCCCUAUGAUGACAAGCAAGACUACAAGAUGGCUCAUCUUGUGUCGAGUGGCGAUGGUCUCGUGGUGACAGUUGACAGAGAGUCAGGUGACGUUCUAUGGAGUCAGAACUAUGGGUCGCCCGUCAUAGGGGUCUACCUGUACUCCGGCGACUCGCUGAGACACGCCCCCCACCUCUCCCUCGCCAUGGAAACGCUGCGCUUCCUCACCUUCUCCUCUGCCAGCGACCAGGCAGACACACACUCCACGCUGAAGUGGAGCUAUCAGUUUGUGAAGGAACAAGCCAGCGCGCAAACACAGCUUGUACCCACUCUCUAUGUAGGCAAACUGGACUCCCACUUCUAUGCAUCCACUUCCCUCGUCCACCAUGGAGUCUCGUUAGUGCCUCGUGGACUAACCCUGGCUCGUAUUGAGGGUCCAGUCACGGCUGGAGUGACGGUGCGAGAGCGAGGGGCGUGCGAGACCACUCCGUCCACUGAUGUGCGCUAUCCACCAGGGAGCACAAACAGCCAGAAAAACCACUGGCUGCUCAUAGGUCACCAUGAGCUCCCUCCAGUGGCUCACACCACCAUGCUGAGGGAUUUCCCAGGCAGGCUGCAGCGUUCGGGCGAUGCAGUCAUACCGCCACGUCCCCCUGCCUCCCCCGCCACCCCUGCCUCGCACUACCACCAGCACUAUUUCGAGAUGUUUGCUGGCAGCCAUAGCGACGAUAAUGCUAACAGAGGAGGGGCUGAUGGGAGGACGUCAGGACACACCCAGAGGCCUGCUGCUGUGCUGCCUGUGUAUAUGACUCAGGACCGUCUUACUCUGGUUGUUGUGACCCUGCUGCUGGGAGGAUGGCUGGCCUUUGCGCUCACGUUCCCUGUUGUGAGUCGUGCGGCCCUGCAGCUGAAAGCUCAGAGGCAGCUGGAGGAGGCUUUUGAGACUCGUCUUCAGCGCAUGCAGACCAACACGCAGAACAACGUGCAGACCAACACGCCGAGCAACACGCCCACCAACUUGCAGACGGCGCCGGUGUCUUCAGACGCAACCGCUUCUACUGACACAAACCGUUCCAGCAACUCUCAGCGUGCAUCUGCCGACCCUCCGCCCAGUCCUCACCCUCACAGCAGCGGCGCCUCAGAUGACGACGUAAACGGCAGCGACGGGCUCAAACCAGCGGCAGAGGGAAGCCCUGAGGAGGUGCUUGUGGGUAAGAUCUCCUUCACGCCGUCUGAGGUGCUUGGACACGGCACAGCGGGAACUUUUGUCUUCAGGGGUAAAUUUGAUGGACGCCACGUAGCGGUGAAGCGAAUUCUGCCAGAGUGUUUCGAGGUCGCAGAACGUGAGGUUCAGCUCCUCCGAGCGUCUGACAUGCAUCCGAAUGUCAUCCGAUAUUUCUGCACGGAGAGGGACCGCCUCUUCACUUACAUCGCCAUCGAGCUGUGUGCCGCAACCCUGCAACAGUACGUGGAGGAUCCGGCUCGCUUUCCUGGGCUGAAUCCUAUAAGUCUGCUGGAACAGACCAUGUGUGGCCUCUCACACCUCCACUCGCUCAACAUAGUCCAUCGUGACCUGAAGCCCAGAAACAUCCUCCUCUCUGGUCCGGGCGCGCUGGGUCGGGUCCGAGCUCUCAUCUCUGACUUUGGACUCUGUAAGAAGAUCCCAGACGGUCGGUGCAGCUUCUCUUUGCGCUCAGGAAUACCAGGAACUGAAGGGUGGAUAGCCCCCGAAGUACUGCGGGACACUCCUGGAAACAAACCGACAGCGGCGGUGGACGUGUUCUCAGCAGGCUGCGUGUUCUACUUUGUGAUCAGCAGGGGGCAGCACCCCUUUGGUGAUGCAUUGAGACGACAGGUCAACAUCCUGUCGGGAGAAUAUUCGCUCUCGCAUUUUAUAGAGGACACACAUGAUGACGUCAUAGCACGGGAUCUGAUUGAGCAGAUGAUCGACGCUGAGGCCGAGUCCCGACCCUCCACUGCCUGCGUGCUCAAACAUCCGUUUUUCUGGAUCCCCGAAAAGCAGCUGCUCUUUUUCCAGGACGUGAGCGACCGCAUAGAGAAGGAACCAGCCGACAGUCCGAUUGUGGUCAGACUGGAGACUGCAGGAAGAGCAGUGGUCCGAACUAACUGGAGGAUGCAUAUCUCUGUGCCUCUGCAGACAGACUUGAGGCGGUUCAGGACCUAUAAAGGAAACUCGGUCAGAGAUCUGCUGAGAGCCAUGAGGAAUAAGAAGCAUCACUACCACGAGUUGCCACCCGAGGUGCAGGAGACUCUCGGUGAGCUGCCCGAAGGCUUCGUCAGCUACUUCACCUCACGGUUUCCACGGUUACUGAUGCACACACACGCUGCUCUGCACGUCUGCAGCCACGAGAGACUCUUUCACCCCUACUAUCUGCCCCCCAGUGCCAAAUAGUGUCGGCGUGACUCUGCACACUCUGUUCUGUACAAACACACACACACAUGCACAGACAUUGGUGUGCUUUCCCCCUGAUAAUGCCUUCCUGAUUGCUUUUGUAAAGCCCACUAUUUCCCGAGGGAAGAUUCAGUGCUGUGAAAAAGUUUUUAUAUGCCUUGAGUUGUUUUUAUAGAUUCAUUUUAUUUUUUUGCUGCUUUUGAUCAAGAAGAAGUCAAGAAGAUUAUUUAAUUUUUAAAGUUUUUUAAGAUGUAAUUUAUGCCGCCAUGGGUCUCUAAAUAAAAAACGUAACAAAAGACGUUUGAUGAGCUGUGAGGUAGCACGGGGUCACGGGACUUGUUGUCGUCGUCGUCGUCUUUGCUGUUAAACAGAACACGCAGCCGACAGCGAUAAUUAAUCGUAAUAAUAAAUCACGAGCGAGAAAUGCAAGCAGCAAAUUGAAGGGUUCACUGAUUCUCCAGCUUCCUUCCUCUUUCUUUUACGUAUUGUAGGAGCCAAAUGCAAAGUUAUGGGGAAGCAGGGUGAAUCUGUAUUUGUUGUGGGUACCGUAGGGGGCGCUGUGGUCAUUCAGGCCAUAAAGUGUAUAAAGGUAAUGGGAAAUCUGGGGCCGUCAGGUGCUGUGUGACCUCAGAAGGGCAAACGGUUUUUGACCACUAAGACACAGGUGUUGAAUGUUGGGAGGAUGAAUGGACACACAUUUUUUGUUGCACGGAGAAUAAACCUCGUAUGAUGGAACAAGCAAUGUGGAGACGUGUGGACUCAUUCAUUCAUUUGGACAACUUAGCGCGUCAGACAGGUCGCUCUGAGGGUAGCUUGUAAUAGACUGAGCUCCUUUAACACGUAUCAUCUGGUGUUUCCUACGCCGCGAAUCUAAAAUCACAUAUUUAUGUGGGUUUGAACAUUGUUUGAACAUUCACGAUAAUUUCAGUACACGACUCAACCAAAAAGGGUCUCAUCUUUUUGUGGACAUUUAAUGCAGAAGUGUUGCGUAUUAUGCCUUUAAAUGAGAAAGCAUUCUGAGUACACACCUCCGCAAAGCCGAUUAAAGCUCAGCGUUGGGGAAGUGCGCCUGUUUUCUCUCAAGUGCACAAACUUUGUCACAGCACUGCAGGUAAUGCAGACAACAACAACACAAUUAAAAUGUAAGUGUAGUGAUCCAAUGCUGUUUAUUGUAGAAGAAACCUCAGAUAUCUGC